AACGAUUAGCUCGAGAACUUUGAGCAAGUAUUUUAUAUUUUGCAACCUGACUUGCAAUUCCAUUCACCCAUAUCAUCAUUGACCAUUGAGCCAAAAUGGAGCGCUUACAGCAGAACCCCGCGGAACUCUUCCGAAUCGUUAACAUGAUUGUCGGUGGUUUCGCUAUUGUUGGAGGUGUAGGAUCUCUUAUCAAGCAUAAUUUUUCAAGUAUCAUUAUUGGAAUCUAUGAGAUUCUCAUCGGCGCUGUGAUCGUCUUCCUAGAAGUUCGACCCCCAACCGAGGAGCACAAGGCCAUUAUCCAAAAGUAUGCCAGCUUCAUGCACUCUUUCCUUGGUCGUGGUGCUUUCUAUUUGUUGCUCGGCGUCCUAAUGCUUAACUAUUACAUGCUUCUGUAUAUCUGCGGCACCGUCGUCGGUGUCGUUGGUUUGGUUUUCAUCGCGCUGCAUUUCGUUCGUGUGGUCGAUGCCCCUUCAACUAUGCGAGCACCUGUCACUGAUGCGGAGGCACAACCAGUUUGGGAAGGGCCAACCGAAUAAGCAUUUAGCCUGUUUGAAAAAAACAUAUAUUUAUAGUGAACAGGACGAGCUCUGCCAGUAUGUCAUGUGAAGAAUCGUGCUUACUGGGCAGAAUAGAAUAGCUAUGGCUGCUGUAUGGACCGAAAUAUCACCAUUUUGAUGGCAAAAAACUUCUAUCUUCUACCUUCCUAUUUUAUGGGAUGCGAGGCCAACAACUGUUUAGAUUAUUAGGGAUAACUCGAAUUGUUCUCUGGUCGCGUAUUACUGUUGUAGCAUGACGACUUUGCUGGAGGAUCGUUUUUCCCUGACCAACAUAUAAGUGGGACUACCUUGGUACAGCCCAGACAUAGACGUAUUAUUAUCACCAUCAUUCGCCCGUCUUCUAUGAGCAUUUACUGUACCAAUUUGGCCACUACAGUAUCAGA
Molecule: messenger RNA, 940 nt
Organism: Cryptococcus deneoformans JEC21
Lineage: Eukaryota; Fungi; Basidiomycota; Tremellomycetes; Tremellales; Cryptococcaceae
Product: expressed protein
Exons: 7
Coding region: 96-536 (146 amino acids)
Biological process (GO): vesicle-mediated transport
Cellular component (GO): Golgi membrane
Source: RefSeq, a predicted model, not a curated record